Messenger RNA from Schistocerca cancellata (South American locust), 1148 nucleotides. Its product is annotated as U-reduvitoxin-Pr21-like. NCBI's taxonomy places the organism in Eukaryota, Metazoa, Arthropoda, Insecta, Orthoptera, Acrididae. The transcript is spliced from 4 exons. Gene Ontology annotation, molecular function: peptidase inhibitor activity. The record is from RefSeq and is a predicted model, not a curated record. The coding region runs from base 85 to 540 and encodes 151 amino acids.
UGGGUCGACACAGCUGUCAGAUAGUCGGUCGUGUCUCGGCAGCUGUUAGGUCCAGGCGUCUUCAACACUAGCAGUAUAGCAGCCAUGAACACCACAGCCUCCGUAUUAGUCCUCCUUUUAUUGGCGCUGGGGUCUCUGGUGGAUGCUGAGAAAGAAUGCACUCCUGGCGAGACGAAGCAACUGGACUGCAACACAUGCUUCUGCAGCGAUUCCGGCUUCUGGGGAUGCACGCUCAUGGGGUGUCGCACGUAUACUCUGCAGCCAGCUCCGACACCUGGCGAGGAGGCAACCAGAGUGAGACGGUCUGAGGGACACUGCACGCCCAACACGACGUUCAAGAAGGAAUGCAACACGUGCUCCUGCAACAGGGACGGGACAGCGGCCGUCUGCACGCUCAAGGCCUGCCUCCCGCGCUCCAAGAGGGAAGUGUCCUGCACCCCCGGGGCGACGUACAAGGAGGGGUGUAACAUCUGUCGCUGCCGGUCAGAUGGAAAGUCCGGAGCCUGCACAAGAAAGACCUGCCCAGUGGACUCCAACUGAGGACACCCCUCAACAUUCAACAUUUUGUAAUAACACAGUUUGAAGAAACAUGUAUAACAUCUCAUUUAUAGCCUCUUCACUCAUGAGAUAAAAAAAAAGUAGCAAGAAAUUUUUCAUUUCAUAUUUUCCAGCAAACCAAUAAAUAAGCAUGACACAAAUGCAAAUGAAAUAAUUUGAUGAUAAUUCACUACGGCAUUAAUGGAGGUCCACGUGUGUGGACUUCCGGUCUUAUUUAUCGUGAAAACGUACUAGUCUUUGCUUUCUAUUUUCUUUCACCUUUAUUUAAUAAGAACAUUUUAUUCAGCAUUAUACAUAUUUUAUUUGAAGCAGUAAACUGUAUUUGUUAAUGCACACGGAAAAUAGGAUUCUUAAUGUUAACGUUUUAACUAUAUGAUUUCCAACACAAGUUUCUGUUCAUGUUCUAAAGCAGAUUCAUAUAUACAAGAAAAUAAUAAUUAUACAACAAUUUUGGCAAGUAGUAAUUUGCCACUGCCGAUACAUAAAUCUUUAGGUUUUAUGAUAAGCUUCGAGACAGUUAUCCGACAAAUGUGGACUGUACUUAUGCAGUGAGAAAACAUUGUAUAAAUAAAUUCCACUUUUGACGCACA